AUGUUUGAUAUUUGCAAUAUGGUUAGAUUUCAAUUAUAAAUUAGUUUAUAUAGAGGACUUAGUGAUUGUGUUUUUGACAUUAUCACAAGACCAGAUACAGAAUAAAGAAUUAUUGAAUAAGACCUUAGUUCUUAAGUAACAAAAAGUUAUGGAUGGGGUGUUUGGACAAAGUAUUAAUCAGGAUAUGGGGUUUAAAAAUAGUUGAAUUAAGCAACAUCAAGUAUGCAUGUAUUGACAGAAAAAUAUUCAGAAAGGAUUAUAUUGUCAUAUUUUAUAAUUAUAGAUAGAGAGAAACAAAUAUUUUAUCAUAGAUUAUUUAUUUAAUAUGGAGGAGCAUUAUAAAUUAGAGAACUGAAAGUAAAUGUAGGGAUAGCAAAUGAGAAAUGGGUUUUUUAUUAUUUUUGUUAUAAUGAAGGUUUAAAAAGUUAUAGUGCAUUUUUGUAUGUUUAGAAUGAUAAUUUUCAUGUAGGAAUGUCUAAAGGAGGACCUUAUGAAAUAAAUGAUUUGGUGAAAGAAUAUUAUUUAGGAUAAAUUAUAAAUGUAAAUAAUUAGUAUAAUAAAAUUUAGUUAAUAAAUCCAUUUGAUGAUUAGUUAAAUUAUGAUUUAGGCGUAUUUAUUGGAGCAAUAAGUGAUAUGGAUUUAAGAUAUGGAGAUAGUAGUUAUUAUGGGGAAAUUUAAUAAUUUUUAGAUAAUAUAGAAUCAAGUUAAUGCGUAAAAUAAUUGGAUUGUUCAGAGAGUGAGAAAAAAACAAUAUUUGGAAGCAUAAUUUUUGAUAGUUUAGAUAAAAAAGUGUUUUAGAAAUUGAAAUAUGAGAAAUCUCGUUUUAUUAUAAGUGGAUGGGUGAAAGUUAAUUAGGUUUAGGCAUAUUAAGAGAGAAUAUUAGCAUUAUUUAGAAUGAGUUUAAAAAAGUAAUAUGAAGAUGAUCUUAAUUUUGGAGAUAGAUUUUUAUUAUGGUAAUAUUUAUAAAAUUCAAAUUAACCUGAUGUAUCAGGUUUGAUAAUAACAACAUAUCAUUAAUAUGAUCCAUAUACUCCUUAUGUUACAAAUAAUGAUGAUAAGAUAAGUUAUUUGAGUACUUAUUAUAGUAAGGCAAUAACAUAAUGGCAUUGGAUUAUUUAUGAAGAAGGAAGAAGUGAGACAAAUAAUAUAAAGAAUACUAUUUAUUGGGGGAAUGGAGGUAAAAAAACAAGAACUGAUAAUAAAUAUUUAGAAAAAUCUCACCUUUAAGAAACAACAUUCUAUUUAUCUUUAGGAGGAGAUAAUUUUUAUAAUUUUGAUGGUUAAAUUUCAAAUUUUGAAUUUGAAUAUUGUUAUGAUAAUGACUAAUCUUAUUUUAUAAGUAUAAUAAUUAUAAUAUAAUAGAAUGUCAUUCAAGUUGUGAAAGUUGUUUUGGUCCAGCAGAAAGCCAUUGUAUAACAUGUCCUGAUGAAUUAAUUACAAAUAGAGAAUAUAAUUAAGAUCAUAGUACUUGUGGAUGUAAAGUAUCUUAUGUUGAAAAUGAAUAAACAUAAUGUGUUAGUAAUAAAUAUAUUUUAAUAUAAUUUAGAAAGCUAAUAAUAUUUUAAAGAUAUUACUAUACUAGAAGGUGAAGAAAUUGAUUAAUUUGCUUGUGGUUUAGGUUAAUUUUAUGUUUAAUUUGGAUAAAUAACAUAUUGUGUUGAUUGUCCAGGUAAUAUGGAACCUGAUUUUUUUAAUAGACGUAAAUUAUUUUGUGUUGAUUGUCUAAAUUAAUAAAAUACAUGGUAUUUAAAUCCAGUGUGUACAGUAGAUUAUGAAUAACUAAUCUCUAGUUCUACAAGUGCUUAUUAAAAGGUGACUAGAUCAGCAAUAGAUUAUGAAUAUUUCCUUAUUAAUUUUAAUUCUAAAGUUAAUCAAGUAGAAAUAGAACUUUGUUAAGGAUGUUUAGGAGAAACAAAUAAGAAUACUAAUUAUAUUGUAAAAUUAUAAAUAGAAAAAGAAAUUAAAAUUGAAUGUAAAACAUGUUAUUUUGUAAUUAAUGGAGAAUGCAUAAAUAUAAACAAAAAUUGUGAUUCUUGUGAAUCAGAUUAAUGUAUAUCUUGUUAAUAAGGAUUUGCACUUUAUUAAAAUUAAUGUUAUUAAUGUCCUAUUCUUUGUCCUAAUGAUUGUAUAUUUGAUGGAUCAAAAUUGGGUUGUUUAAAAUGUGAUCCAGGAUAUUAUUUAGAUAAAUAAAAUAAUGAAUGUUUAUAAUGUGGAGCUAAUUGUUUAAUUUGUGAACCAGGUAUACCUGUUGAUGGAGAUACUGUUUAAAUGCAUUGUUUUAAAUGUUUAGAUGAUAAAGAUUACUUUAUUGAUAUUGAUCAAAUUAAUUGUAAACCAAAAACUAUGCCUCAUUGUAUAUAUCAGUAUUAAGAAUAAUAUUCGCGUUCUAAAUUUUCUAAUUCUACCUUUAAAUUUUAUUUUUAAACAAGUUUACACUUAAAUUUUUCAAAACCUUCUUUAGAAGUUAAUGAUAGAUGUGCACUUUGUGAAAAAGGUUACAUAUAUAGUUUUUAUGAAAAAGAAUUUGGUAAGGAUAAAUGCAUGUUAUUUUCAUAAAUAACUAAUUCAGAUUUCCAAUUUUAUGAAAGUGCAAAAGUUUCCUAUGAAUCUGAAGAUGAUCAUUUUUAAAUAAUGUUAUUUCAUGAGGAUACUGGUCCUGAAUAUAGAAAUUAUGUUACACAAUUUAUACUGAUGCUUGGAGACUAUAUGACUGAAACAACAAAUUAUUAUGGGUUUAAAGUGGAAAGGGAUGUUACAGUAAUGUGUAAUAUAGACAGAAAAAGAAAGAAGAGAUUGAAUAUAGGUAUAAGUGGUGAUGAAAAUAGAUUAUCAGAAUGUUCAGUAAAUCAUUGUAAAUAUUGUAUCAAAAAUUAUAUAUGGUUUUAUGAAUAUUGUAUGCUAUGUGAAGAAGGAUAUUAUGCAGAUAUGCAUUCAGGUUAAUGUUAUUUAUGUUUAAGCAAAUUGAAUUGUAAGACAUGUUAAAUGUAACAUAAAGUUUAUAAGGAUGGAUGGAAAUGGGAAAUUAGAGCAUUUUAUCGUGCUAGAACAUGUGCUGAUUAUUGUAUCGGUAGUUUUAGUUUAGAUUGUGCUAGUACUAAUACAGACGAUUAUGAAGUUUAUUGCACAUCAUGUGAAGAAGGAUAUGAAAUUUAUAAUUACAAAUGUAUUCCUAAAUGCAGUUGUACUAAAUGUAUUAUUAAAAAUGAUCUUAAUGUUUGUGUAGAAUGUCCAACAUCUUUAAUAAAUUAAAAAUAACCCAUUUAAACUUUAAUCAAUAAUCAAUGUACUGAUUGUCCUGCUAAUUGUGCUCUAUGUAGAGAAUUAGAUCAAUCUGAAAUUUAAUUAAUCAAUCCCUAUUUUAAUCCUACUUAUACUUAACUUUCUAUCUAUUCUAAAGCCUGUAUCAAAGGUAGUUAACCAGAUUAAACACUUAUGUAAUACUAAUAUAUUUAUCGUGAUCCUAUCUUAAAUACUCAGAUCUUAUGUAAUCAAUAUUAAAAAUGCUAUUAAUAUUUAUAAUAAGAAUAUACUAUCUAUUGCGAUAGAGAUUCUUAUGAUGAUGAUAUCGUUUCAGCUAAUAAUAUCAAUACUUUUAGAUUCUAAAAUAUGGCUUUAUCACAUUUAUUUUCAGAAAAUCAUUUCUCUAUUGAAUCUUAAAAACUUUUUGAUGAAUUAAAUAAAAAAUCUAUUAAAUCAGCUAAAUAUAUUCUUAAUUUCAAAUACUCUGCUGAUAAACCUUGUAUUAUACCACCUAAUUCUCUUAUAUUUUCAAAUCUUAGAAAAAAUGUCUUUACUUUACAAAAUUUGGAAAUCAUUUUAAAUGGAGAUAUUAAUAAGAAAACAAUUAUAGAAGGCGAAUUUUCUUUAAGAGAUUUCACUAAAGUUAUCUUUUAAAAUUUUUAAUUUGUCAAAUCAACCAAAAUAAGCAAAAUAUCUAUUACAUAAACUAAUAGAGUUAUUGUUAAUUUACAUAAUAUAUAAAUUUAAAAUUCUGAAGAUUUUCAAUUUCAAAUUUAUAUUAAUGAUCCUUAAUAUAUUUAAGUAAAUAAUUUACAAAUUAUUAAUUCAAAGAUAAUUAAUACUUAAGGGAUUAUUGCUUAUUCAUUUAGUAAAAAUAUAUCUGAUAGAUUUUAAUUUCAUAUAAAUGAUAUUACACUUCGAAAUUCAUAAUUUAUAAAUACUUAACUAUUUGUUUAGAUUUUAUCAGAACAUUCUAAUAAACAAGAUUAUAAGGCCACUUAAAUCAAAACAUUUAAUAAUAAAUUAAUUUCAUCUUCCCUAUUUGAAACUUACUUUCCCUUAUCAAAAAGACAGUCAAGUUUCAUAAUUCAAGAUUUUUCUGUUGAUGGAGAUAAACUUACAAAUUCUAGUUAUGCAAUUUUAUAAGGUGCACUUGAUGUAUUCUUGAAAGAUAUAAACAUUUAAAAUAUUAUUGCUUAUGAAGGAACAAAAUUAUUUUAACUGCCCUUAUUUGUUGUAAAAGGAUUCAUUUUUAAUGGCAAUAGUCUUUUAGGUAGUGAUAAUCGAGUAUUCACAAAUGUAAUCAAUAUAGUAUAUUCUGAUUUGGAUAGUAUUAAUAAUAUAUUAUCAUUUGAAAAUAUUAAAUUGAUGAAUAAUUAAUAUGUGAGUAGCAAAGUGUUUAUGGAAAUUAUUUAGAGCAGUAAUUUUCUUUCUUUGGAUCUCAAUAUCAAAGAUCUUACAUUAAUUAAAAAUAAUAUGAUAUUGGAAAAAGUAUAAACAUCUAAUACUUUAGAAAAUUCUACAAUUUAUUUGGAUAUAACUUUAUUGAAUUUGAAUAAUGUAAUUGUUUAAAGAGAUCUAAACUUACCAGAAUUUACAAUUAAGAAUUCGAAAAAGGUUUUUAUAAGUCAAUUUGCAGGAUAGUUGAUAAAAUAAUUUGAUAUUUUGCAUCCUUCAAAAUCUUGUCUUUCCUCUAUAGAUGAAACAAGAUAAACAACCUUGUUUUUUUUUUUCAAUAUCAUAGAUUUAGAAAUUUAAAAUUUUGUAAUAACAAAUUUAACAUCUAUAAAUUUACCUUUGAUUUUGAUAAAAUCUAUUGAAAAAUAAAACAAGAGACAAUAAGAAAAAAUUACUUUAAAAAAUUGUAAAUUUAUUCAGAAUAUUUUAAUGGUUACUAAGACAUCAGAAUAAUUGGGAAUUAUAGCAAUCCUAUCAGAAUAAGAGUAAAAAAUAGUAUUUGAAAAGAUUUUGUCAUAAAGGAAUAUUUAACAUAGUUAUGUAGAAGAUGUUGCUUUUAUUUCAUCUUCGACAGUGCUAUUAAUUACUCCAUAAUCAAAUGUUGAAUUAAAGGAUUCAUAUUUUGAAGGGAAUAUUGUAACCAAUGGAGAGAAUUCUAAUUUAAUUUUGAUUGGUAAAUAGGUCUUAGUAAUUGAUACAAAUUUCAUAAAUCAAAAUAAUAUAGAGUUUGAGUAUUUCUCAAAACAUUUAAAUUGGGGAUUUUAAAACGAUGAAUAAGUGUACUUAGAAGAUUUAAUAGAAGCAUUUCCAAUAAGUUCGAAAGGAGGAGCUGGAUAUUUAAAGGGUUCAGUGAUUUUAUUAGAGAAUAUUGUUGUAAAAAAUACUCAAGCAUAAUUUGGAGGAGGUUUCUAUUUGAUACUUUAAUCUGAGGGUUAAUUAAAACUGAUUAAUUCUUAGUUUUUCGAUUGUAGUACAAUAACAAGUAAUUCUGAAAGAUCUUAAGGAGGUACUUUAUAUGUAGAUUCAUCUUAAUCAUUAUUAGAUUUAAUAAUAUAUAAUACUACAGUCAUUAAUUCUUUUAGUAGAAAUGAAGGAGGAUGCAUUUAUGUAGAACCUUCGAGAGUAAAUAGUUAAAUUCAAUUUAAAGAUUUUAUCAUCUAAAAUAUUUAUUCAUUAGCUAUUCCUUUUUUAAGAAUUCCUGUAAGUUUUACAAGCUCAUCUUUAAUAUUAUCAGUUUAAUUUUUAAAUGUUUAUAUAAAUAAUGAAUACAAAGGUUAUUUAGACUAUUUAAAGGAAAUAGUUGAUCUAAAAAAUACUGAAAUAUCUAAUUAAAAAAAUAAUUAUUUAAUAUCAAUAGAUUAAGGGAAUGUAACAAUGCAAAAUUGUUUUUACAAGAAUAUUUUUAAUUAUGGGUUCUUGAAUUGUUUAGAAUGUGAAUCAUUAAUAUUUAUAAAUGUUGAAAUUAAAAAUUUUACUAUGUAGUAAGAAUCAAUUAUAAAUAUCAUAUUAAAUAAAAGUAAUAAUUGUAGAAAAUAUUUUAGAGUACUAAAGUGUAAUAAAAUUUAGUGAGGUUACAAUAGAGAAUAUGAUAGAAUUUAAAGGAUUGGUUGAAUUUCCAUAGGAGAAGCUGGAUAUUCUUGUAAAUUUGGUUUAUAGAUGUUAUUCGAAUUUAGUAAUACCACAGUCAUUAGAGACUUAUUAUACAGAAUAGAGAAAGGAGAUUUUAUCACAUAUCAAUUUCUAUUAGAUAAUUUAUGGUAAAUAAGUUUUAUAGACAAUAAUUAAAAUAGAUUAAGUUUCGGCUUUACAUCAUUUUCAUUUUUAAAGUUUUAGUAUGGAAUAAAAUAAUUGCCCCAGUUGUGAAAGUAGUAUCUUUUAAAUAACAAAUAUUGAUGAGGUAGAGUAAACUAAUCUGAUCUAUUUUAGUGAUUCAAAAUUCAAAAAUAAUACAUGUGGUAAACUUGGAUGUGUAGUAAUAUCUUCUAAUGAUAUUAAAGAAAUUAAAAUACAAAAUUUAAAUAGAAUAUUAUAAUCAGAUUAGAAUGUAAAUAAUGUUGAAGCUGAAGUAAAGAUAAUAGAUACUCUUUUUGCAGAAAAUAAAGCAACUUAUGGAGGAGCUUUAUUGAUUUCAAGAAUCAGUACAAUUAUAAAUAAUUGCAUAUUUAAUAAAAAUGUAGCAAUUGAAUCUGGAGGCGCAAUUUUCUAUUAGCAAAGUUAUGAAUCAUAAUUGUAUUUAUAUAAUUCCUUAAUUACCUACAAUAAUGCUAAUAUUGGAGGAGGAUUGUAUUUGGGAAAGUAUCAAAUGAAUGAUCCAAAAACAUUAAAUAAUUAUUUAAGAAAUAAUAAAGCAAAUAGUUUUGGAGAUAAUAUAGCUGAUAAUCCAUCUUAAUUGACUUUGAUGAUAGGGAGUCAAUAACUAUUGACAAAAAGAAUCAUAAACAAAGAUGAUUAGGUAGUUGAUUUGGUCAGUCAAGGAAAAUAUCAAAUUGGAUCCUAAACUUUUGAAUAUAUAAUGAUUCCAAGUGGACAAGCAGUGUCAACAUAUAAUUUUUUUGAUGAAAAUACUUAAAGUUUUAUUAGUUAUAAUUUCAGUUUAAGAAUAAUACCAUUGAAUAAACAAUAUGAUAGAAUAAAAAAUUUGGCUGGAUCUGAAUGCACAAUAUUAAGUCGUGAGAUUUUGAAUUAAAAAGAAUAAGUUUACAAUUCUAGUUUAAUAAAUAUGAAGAGUGUUGUUUUUAAUGAAAGUUCUUAGGAUUAUAAUUUAGAUUCUCUAAUUGUAUAUUUUAAUCCAGAUUAAAAUUCAAUAGGUUAUUUAUAAUUAGAAGUAUCAUGUAAUUCAGUUGCAAUAGCAAUAUAUUCAUAAGAUCCUCCUUAUUAAUUUUAAUCUUUUUAGACUAAUUAUUCAUUAAGAAUUAAUUUUUAAACAUUUCCAUGUUAAAGAGGAGAAUAUAAAAAACCAGAUGGAACAUGUGUAUUAUGUGAUGCUCAAUUCGAUUAGUAUAAUAUAAGGGCAGGAGAGUAAUGUUAAAUAAAAGAUUAAUUAACAAUGGAUUAAGUAAAUGCAGCAAGAGUAAAAUUAAAACCAUAUUAUUGGAGACCAUAUGAAUAUAGUCAUACUAUUGAAUAUUGUCAAAAUUUACCAGAGAAUUGUAUAGGUGGUUGGAAUCCUGGUAAUGAUUUAUGUGUAUCUGCUCAUGUUGGGGCUCUUUGUGAAUAAUGUGAUAUUUAUGAUAUUAGAGGAGAUGGUAAAUAUUCAUUAAGUUCUUUAUAUAAAUGUGGAAGUUGUGAAAAUAUUGGUGAUAAUACUAUUAAGAUUGGUCUUAUUAGUUUAUGGACUAUGAUAUCAAUUUUAAUUUCUGUUAAAGGUACCGUUGAUACUGCUAACAAAAUGGAAUAUGAACAUAAAUUAUCAAAAUUGAAAAUAUUUGCUAAAAAUCCGAAAGCUGGUUUUGGUGGAAUUCUUAUUAAAGUGUUAACUAAUUAUUUACAAAUUGUUGGUGCAAUAUCAACUUUUUAAUUAUAAUUACCAAGUGUUUUAUAAUCAAGUAUUCGUUCUGUUAGUAAUCCAGUGGAAUCUAUGAGUUUUUCAUUAGAUUGUUUUUUAAUUACAGUAUCUGAUAUUGAUAUCAUAUACUUUAGAAUGAUAUGGGCUCUUAUAAUGCCUGUUAUUUAUAUUAUUAGCUUUUUAACCCUUUAUACCUUAGCUAUUUUGAUUAAUAUUACUAAACCCAAUAAAAGUGCUAUUACAACAAGUGCAAUCUAUUUAUUCACAUAUCUUUAACCAACUCUCUUAGGAGGAUUUAUCUCUUUAUUAUCCUUUAGAUAGAUAUCAGAUAUCUAUUGGAUUUAAGGAAAUGUUGCUUAUAGAUAUGAUACAUAAACUCAUUUUAGAUGGAUGAUUACUUUUAUUUUACCUUCUACUUUAUGUCUUUCUCUUCUAAUCCCAAUUUAUAUGUUUACAAGUCUAUAUUAUAAGAAAACUUAAUUAAAUGAUCUUGAAACUAGAAAGACUUGGGGUUAUUUAUAUAACGAAUAUUCACCUAAAGCUUACUUUUGGGAGAUUGUCAAAAUUCUGUAAAAAGGAUUCAUGAUUGUAUUCUUAACCUUUUAUGAAGAUUUGAUCAUCAUUAAAGCUGCUUUGAUUUUUAUAAUUACCUUUGUAUAUUCAAUUUUUACUAAGAAGUUUUAACCUUAUAAAUUAACGUAUUUAAACUUUAUUGAUGAGAUCAGUACUCUUGUUUGUGAAACUUCAAUUGUACUUGGCAUGACUAUAUAUUCAGCUUCUACUUCAGAUAAUCAAGAAAUUAUUUGGCCUUUUUAUAUUAUUUUAAUAUGCAUAAAUACUAUUUUUAUAUCAGUAAUUCUUUGGGAAAUUGUACUUGCUUAAUUAGAAGAUUAAUAAGAGAAUAUUGAUAAGCUUAGAGAGAAAAUAAAUUAAAAGUUACCUAAUUUAUAGACUAAAAAUUGGUUAUUUCGUAGAUUACUUACUAAUAGGGGAGAAUAAUAGAGAAGAGUUAGAGAGAGAUUUUAAAAAAUAAGAGAAUAUCUGAUGAAAUAAGUUAGGGCUAAUCCUGGUCGAUAUAAAUUACCAAUGAUUAAUUAGUUUGACAUUUAAUCACUUGGAAAAAAUGGUGAUUUGAUUGUAAAUAGCUUUACUCAACUUUAGGGUUCCCCAUCAGAUACAGAGAAGAGAGAAACCUAAAAUAAUGUUGAAUUCAUAAGUAGAGCUAAAGUCUAUCCAGAAUUUCUAAUAAUAAAUAAAAUUGAUCAUAUUAAAGGAUAGAAUAAUUAAGAUGGAUCUGAGAUUAGUGAUAACUCAUGA
Messenger RNA from Paramecium sonneborni, 9520 nucleotides. NCBI's taxonomy places the organism in Eukaryota, Ciliophora, Oligohymenophorea, Peniculida, Parameciidae. The record is from the annotation of a GenBank genome assembly.